GGUGGAGCCCGCUGCACUGCGCCCGGCAAGCCCGCGCGUCCCCUGCUCCCUCCCCGGCGUGGGGGCGUCAGGCUCGCGCCUGCGCGCGGAAGGAGGGGCGCGGCCCAGGACCCCCGACCACGGCGCGCAGCUGUCCUGUGCGGGGCGGCGGGCCGUCAUGCUGCCCUAGGCCCUAGGCCCCCACGGAAGCCGCGGCUGUGGGUAGCAGGAGUGCGGGCCACCCGCGCUGCGCUGGGCCAUGGCGUUCCUGACUGGGCCUCGCCUGCUGGACUGGGCCAGCUCGCCGCCCCACCUGCAGUUCAAUAAGUUCGUGCUGACCGGGUAUCGGCCGGCCAGCAGCGGCUCCGACUGCCUGCGCAGCCUCUUCUAUCUGCACAACGAGCUGGGCAACAUCUACACGCACGGGCUGGCCCUGCUGGGCUUCCUGGUGCUGGUGCCGAUGACCAUGCCCUGGGGACAGCUGGGCAAGGAUGGCUGGCUGGGGGGCACACACUGCGUGGCCUGCCUGGCACCCCCUGCGGGCUCUGUGCUCUAUCACCUCUUCAUGUGCCACCAAGGGGGCAGCUCUGUGUAUGCCCGACUCCUCGCCCUGGACAUGUGUGGGGUCUGCCUUGUAAACACCCUCGGGGCCCUGCCCAUCAUCCACUGUACCCUGGCCUGCAGGCCCUGGCUGCGCCCAGCUGCCCUGGUGGGCUACACUGUGCUUUCAGGAGUGGCUGGCUGGAGGGCUCUCACCGCCCCCUCCACCACUGCCAGGCUCCGGGCCUUUGGUUGGCAAGCAGGUGCACGCCUGCUGGUGUUUGGGGCCCGCGGACUGGGGCUGGGCUCAGGGGCUCCAGGCUCCUUGCCCUGCUACCUGCGCAUGGACGCACUGGCACUGCUCGGCGGGCUGGUGAACGUCGCCCGUCUGCCAGAGCGCUGGGGACCUGGGCGUUUCGACUACUGGGGCAACUCGCACCAGAUCAUGCAUCUGCUCAGCGUGGGAUCCAUCCUGCAGCUGCACGCCGGGGUGGUGCCCGACCUGCUCUGGGCCGCCCACCACGCCUGCCCACCAGACUGAGCUGCCUGCCCCUAGGAGCCAAUGCCGUGCUUCCUCCUGCUGACGUCAAGGGGCUGGCUCCUUGGUACAGACUUCCUCCUCGGAGUAGCUGCCCCUCCAUCCAUCUCUGUGGACUGACCAUGCCCCCCACCCUUGUCUUGGAGCUCUGGCUUCUGCUCCCUGUCUGGGUCCUGUGAGGACUCAACCAGACCAACUGGGGCACUUCUUGCCGUGUCUGUUGGGAGUCCUGCCAGCCUGGAGCCAUCACCUGUCCUGACCCUCCCACAAGGCCUCUCUCGGUGCUUGGGCCAGCCCCCAGGCCACGCUUCCUGACUCACACAUUUCUGCCCCCACAUGUCCGCCCUCUCAGCAGCUGGCUCGCUCCACCUCCCUCCUGUCCAGGAUAGUGAGGGUUUUGGGUAGCAGGACCAGCCCCCUCAUCCAGCAGCAAGUGGGUGUUGGCAUUUCUGUCCAGUGGACAAAGUGGCUCAAGGGUGGCUGCUUCUGCCAGGCAGCUGCCACAGAUGCACAGGGAGUAGCCAGGGAGGCCCAUCUAGACGAAGAGUCUGCCCUGUGUCUUGAAUGCCAUGUGGACAGCACAAGCUGCCCACUGCAUCUGCUCCACAAGCGGGAAGGCUCCAGGCUGAGGCCCUGGCUUCUGCAGCAGGAGCAGCCUCAGGCCUGAGACCCAGGCAGCAGUGCCAUGUGGCAUACCCACAAGCACUCCCAAGGUUCAGAUACCUUUUAUUACACACGGCCAGGCAGAGGGCACCCAUGGGAGUCCCCAGAGGGGCCCCACUUUCUAGGGAAUGAGAAGAAAAGGGGACAAAAUAUUAAAAGCAGCUAGGCUGGGCCCGAGGUCCAGGUGGGGUCUAGUGAGUCCUCAAACAGGCUGAGGAGAUUUCGAGGCUCAAAGGAAGGGAAAGAACCCCGAGGUGGCUCUGAGUCGAUGUCACUUAGGUCCAGGGCGUCCCUGAGGGGGAAGAAAGCUGACACUCAGGACCCCAAGCCAGCCACACCCCUACCCCUGCCCCUGGGUCUGCUCACCUGGGUGGGUACCUGCUGCGGGGAGUGGAAGUACUCCCCACAGCCCGAGCCAGGGUGGCCUCUGGGGAGCGUGCCAGCCUGUAGAAGGGGCAAGAAAAGCUGAGGGCUGAGGAGUGCAGGGCAGGGGCAGCUCUGCCCCAGGGAUGGUCCAGGCUCCCACCUCGCGGGGCGAAAUAAAACAUGGUGCACUCCAACAGCUUACAAGUCUUUCUACCCAACCACACUCAGAGGCCACCUCAGCCCCGGCACUGGGUGGGCACUGGGCAGGCA
Molecule: messenger RNA, 2356 nt
Organism: Ochotona curzoniae (black-lipped pika)
Lineage: Eukaryota; Metazoa; Chordata; Mammalia; Lagomorpha; Ochotonidae
Product: progestin and adipoQ receptor family member 4
Exons: 3
Coding region: 239-1060 (273 amino acids)
Cellular component (GO): membrane
Molecular function (GO): signaling receptor activity
Source: RefSeq, a predicted model, not a curated record